Larimichthys crocea (large yellow croaker) is the source of this 1123-nucleotide messenger RNA. It is a transcript of the gene ankrd29, whose product is annotated as ankyrin repeat domain 29. Gene Ontology annotation, molecular function: protein binding. Lineage: Eukaryota; Metazoa; Chordata; Actinopteri; Sciaenidae. The transcript has 10 exons. The coding region runs from base 181 to 1080 and encodes 299 amino acids. The record is from RefSeq and is a predicted model, not a curated record.
CUCUUCCCUCCGUGACUGCAGAGCUGGGGUGAGCUCAGCUGACUGACUGUCUGUCUGACUGUGCUUCUUAUUAUUAUGUCCGCGAUCGGGAGCCGCCAACACCCAAAACACAGUGCGGCAAAGCAUCGUCUCUAAUGAAUGAGGGCGCAGGAAGAAAGAUGAGUCACGAAUGAGGUCUGCAUGAUGUCUUUCAAGAAGGAAACACCCCUGGCUAAUGCUGUGUUUUGGGCGGCGAGGAAGGGGAACUUGGCCCUACUUCAGCUGCUGCUCAACAGCGGGCGUGUGGACGCAGACUGCAGAGACAGUUAUGGGACGACGGCGCUGAUGGUGGCGUCCUACAGCGGCCAUUAUGAGUGUGUCAAAGAACUCAUCAUGCAGGGAGCUGACAUCAACUACCAGAGAGAGACAGGUUCUACCGCCUUGUUCUUCGCUUCCCAGCACGGUCACAACGACAUCGUGAAGCUCCUCUUUGAAUUUGGAGCCUCCACUGAAUUCCAGACGAAGGACGGCGGCACGGCUGUCACCGUCGCCUCUCAGUACGGACACUCCAAAGUGGUGGACACCCUGUUGAAGAACGGAGCCAACGUUCACGACCAGCUCAAUGACGGUGCCACCUCCCUGUUUCUCGCCGCCCAGGAGGGUCAUGUGACUGUGAUUCGUCAGCUGCUUUCGAACGGUGCCAAGGUUAACCAAGCGAGGGAGGAUGGCACUGCCCCCCUGUGGAUGGCAGCUCAGAUGGGUCACAGCGAGGCGGUGAAGGUGCUUCUCCUGCGUGGCGCGGAUCGGGACGCUGACAGACAAGAUGGAUCAACAGCGUUAUUCAAAGCGGCUUUUAAAGGACACAACAGCGUCAUUGAGGAACUUCUCAAGUUUUCUCCUUCACUUGGACUUCUCAAGAACGGCUCCUCUGCCCUUCAUGCUGCUGUUAUGGGCGGAAAUAUCCGAACUGUCCUGCUGCUGCUCGAGGCCAACGCAGACCCCACAUUACCCAACAAGUAUAACGAACUCCCUGCAGAUCUUACAAAGAGCGAACGCAUCCUGAGGAUUUUACAUCCAAAAAUCUUAAACGGGGACAGCUGAUGAUCACCCGGUCACACUCCUCCUGCCUGUAAACACAAGACAC